Auxenochlorella protothecoides is the source of this 1260-nucleotide messenger RNA. RefSeq names its product Glycylpeptide N-tetradecanoyltransferase 1. Gene Ontology annotation, biological process: N-terminal peptidyl-glycine N-myristoylation. Gene Ontology annotation, cellular component: cytoplasm. Bases 1 to 1260 code for a protein of 419 amino acids. The transcript has 8 exons. NCBI's taxonomy places the organism in Eukaryota, Viridiplantae, Chlorophyta, Trebouxiophyceae, Chlorellales, Chlorellaceae. The record is from RefSeq and is a predicted model, not a curated record. Gene Ontology annotation, molecular function: glycylpeptide N-tetradecanoyltransferase activity.
AUGGCGGAGGGUGAGGAUCAGAGCGGGCUGGCGGACAGGCUGAAGUCGGCCCUGGACGCCCUGGGGCUCGCCAACAAGGCACAACCAAAGGAUAAUUAUGCAUUCUGGAGUACACAGCCCGUAUCGCAGUUUGGCGAGGAGGCCAGCACCUCCUCGAGUGAUAAUGGGCCCAUCGAUACGCCGAAGACGGUCGCUGACAUCCGCCAGGCACCAAACAGCCUGCCUGACAACUUCCAUUGGGACAACUGCGACAUUGAUGACGACAAGCAGCUGACGGAGGUGUACGACCUGCUGUGCCAGCAUUAUGUCGAGGAUGACGAGAACAUGUUCAGGUUUGCCUACUCUCCCGAGUUUCUGCGCUGGGCGCUCAAGCCACCCGGGACCAGGAGCGAGUGGCUGUGUGGUGUGCGGGUGACGUCCAGCGGGAAGCUGGUGGCCUUCAUCUCCGGCAUCCCCAUGCAGACGCGGGUGGAUGCACAGGAGCUGCCCAUGGUCGAGAUCAACUUCCUGUGUGUGCACAAGAAGCUGCGACACAAGCGCCUCGCCCCCGUCCUGAUCAAGGAGAUCACGCGGCGUGUGAACCUGGCGGGCAUCUGGCAGGCGGUGUAUACGGCCGGCGUGCUGCUGCCGCGCCCCGCGGCCGAGGCGCAGUACUGGCACCGCACGCUGAACCCGCGCAAGCUGGUGGCGGUGGGCUUCUCGCGCCUCGCCCCGCGCAUGACCGUGGCGCGUGCGGUGAAGCUGUACCGCCUGCCCGCCGCGCCCGCCUCGCCCGGCGUGCGGCCCAUGGCCCGCGCCGACGUGCCGGCCGUGGCGGCGCUGCUGGCGCGCCACCUGGCGCGCUACCGCCUCGCCCCCGUGCUCAGCGAGGCCGAGGUCGCGCACUGGCUCCUCCCCCUGCCGGACGUGGUGCACAGCUACGUGGUGGAGGGCGAGGGCGGCGCCAUCACCGACAUGCUCUCCUUCUACACCCUGCCCUCCAGCGUCAUCAACAACACCGAGUACAACACGCUCAAGGCGGCGUACAUGUUCUACACCGUGGCGGCCACCAUCCCGCUGUCCAAGCUGCUCAACGACGCCCUCAUCCUGGCGCAUACUACGGGGCAUGACGUUUUUAAUGCACUGGACAUCUUUGAGAAUGGGGAGGUCCUCAGAGACCUCAAGUUUGGGAUCGGGGAUGGCAAGCUGCGGUACUACCUCUACAACUGGAGGGUGGGCAAGACGCUGGUACCCAGCGAAGUGGGCCUCGUGAUGCUGUGA